GCUGGUCAUAUUUUAUCUGUUGCUGAUGCUCAGAGUGGGACGGUGCUCAGAUGAUCAUAAGUUUGUGACAAAGACUGUUGGUGUUGGACAAGAUGUGACUCUUCCAUGUGCUCGUCAGGAAAAUUCAGAACAAGAAUCCUUGUUUUGGAUCAGGAUCGUUUCUGGGACCUGGCCUGAAUUCUUGGGAGGAACGUUAACAUUUGAUGUCACAGAUUCUAAGACUCCUCAGAUUACAACAAAUAAUCACAUUACAGCAAAACCAGAGCCUGAGACUUUUCUUCUACAUAUUAGCCAGACUAAGCUCAGUGAUACUGGGUUUUACUACUGUUUGAAAACCGCAAAUCUCAAAAUGACAUUUAUGGAGGGAAUAUUUCUGAUCAUUAAAGGACCAGAACCACAUAUCACUACCGUCAUUCAAGUGUCUCCGUCUGAUCCAGACUCAGUGAGUCUACAGUGUUCAGUCCUCUCUGACUUUGAGAACAAGACAUGUCCAGAAGAUCACAGAGUGUACUGGUUCAGAGCCAAAUCAGAUGAGUCUCAUCCCAGUUUAAUUUAUACUCAUCAAAACAACACUGAUGAAUGUGAGCGAAGUCCUGAGACUCACUCGAAGAAAUGUGUCUACAGCUUCUCUAAGGACGUCAGCUCCUCUGAUGCUGGGACUUACUACUGUGCUGUGGCCACGUGUGGAGAGAUACUAUUUGGAAACGGAAUAAAAAUGGACAAUAAAGCACUCAAUGUACAGAAGACAAAUAUAGUCGUCUCUCUGUUAUGUGCUGCUUUGGCUACGAGUCUGAGUGUUAUAGUCUUCCUCAUUUAUACCAUCAAGAAGAACAAUCGUGACGUUUUGCAAACACAUGCUCCAACUCAAAGUCAGCAGAGAGAUGAAGAUACUUUGGUUUAUUCUGCACCAAACAUCAUAAUGAGGAAGGCUGGCAAAGCAGAGACAAAGAAAGCGCAAAGAACAGAGGAAGAGAUCAUCUACUCUGAUGUCAGAGCUUAA
This is a messenger RNA of Mugil cephalus (flathead mullet), 1000 nucleotides long. RefSeq lists its product as uncharacterized. Lineage: Eukaryota; Metazoa; Chordata; Actinopteri; Mugiliformes; Mugilidae. Bases 26 to 1000 code for a protein of 324 amino acids. Gene Ontology annotation, biological process: response to bacterium. The transcript has 6 exons. The record is from RefSeq and is a predicted model, not a curated record.